AUGAGGUGGGUGUUAAACACUGUCCCGGACUAAGCUCUCUCACUCCGUCUCAGUCAGUGAGGAAGUUGACUGCUGUCAGUUCGAGCAGCGCGGGAAGUAGAGAUGAGCAACGCAGCGGCAAACGGCAAGAAGCCUAAAAUGAGUGGAGAGGCCGCGAAACUGCACGUGGACGGCAUCCCUCCGGACAGGCUCAGUAAGGUGGAGAAGUACCUGGAGCUUUUCCAUCUGUCCCAGGAGAAGCUGAAGGAGGUUUCUGCUCGGCUGAAGAGGGACCUGAUCCGAGGUUUAGGGAAACACUCGCAUCACAGGGCGGCCGUCAAGAUGCUGCCCACCUUUGUCCGGGCCACGCCAGACGGGACGGAGAAUGGCGACUACCUGGCGUUGGAUCUGGGUGGAACAAACUUCCGUGUGCUUCAUGUCCGUGUGGUGGAGGAGCAGCAGAGGGUGCUGAAGAUGGACAGCCAGAUCUGUGCCAUCCCUCAGGAGAUCAUGCUGGGAACUGGAGAACAGCUGUUCGACCACAUCGCGGCCUGUCUCAGCGAAUUCCUCGACUCUCAGGACCUGAAGGGAAAAACUCUCCCCCUGGGCUUCACCUUCUCCUUCCCCUGUGAACAGAAAGAAAUCGACAAGAGCAUCCUGAUCCGCUGGACCAAAGGCUUCAACUGCUCCGGAGUGGAGGGGAGAGACGUCGUGCAGCUGCUGAAAGAAGCCAUUCACAGGAGAGGGGACUACGAUAUAGGCUCGGUUGCCAUGGUGAACGACACGGUGGGCACGAUGAUGAGCUGUGGAUACAGGGACCAGAGCUGUGAGAUCGGCAUGAUCAUCGGCACGGGAACCAACGCCUGCUACAUGGAGGAGAUGAAGAACGUGAAGCGGGUGGAGGGCGAGGCCGGGCGCAUGUGCAUCAACACAGAGUGGGGCGGCUUCGGAGACGACGGCUCCCUGAGGGACAUCCAGACGGAGUUUGACGUGGUGGUGGACCAGACGUCCAUCAACCCCGGCGUCCACACCUUCGAGAAGAUGAUCAGCGGCAUGUAUUUGGGAGAAAUCGUUCGACUGCUGCUGGUGAGGCUGACGGAGGACAAGCUGCUGUUUAACGGACAGACGUCGGAGGCGCUGCUGACCCCGGGCAGUUUCGAGACCAAGUUCAUCUCUGAGAUCGAGGAGGAGGACACCGGUCUGGAAAAUGGCCAGAACAUUCUGACCAAGUUGGGUGUGAAGUGCGAUCCGGUCGACGUACGCGUGGUGCGUCUGGUCUGCGACACCAUUUCCUCGCGCUCCGCCCGUCUCUGCGCCGCCGCCCUGGGAACCAUCGCCAACCGAAUCCGUGUCAACCGUGGGCUGGAUCACCUGAAGACCACCGUGGGAGUGGACGGGACCGUCUACAGAAAACACCCCAAUUUCAGCGAGGAGCUCCAGGAUACGGUGCGCCUCCUCGUCCCCAAGUGUAGCAUCACCUUCCUCGUCUCGGAGGACGGCAGUGGGAAGGGCGCUGCCAUGGUAACGGCUGUGGCUCAGCGGCUGGCUCUCCAGUCCAGGCUGUUAGAGGACAGUGACGGUGAGGAUGAGGAGGUGGAGGAGGACGAGGAGGAGGAAGAUAAAUAAGAGUAGAGAGGAUUCAGAUGAUCCACAACACUCAGAGGCAGAGCACAUGGAAGUUUAGCCUUCAAACAUGGAGUUUGAAACAUUAUUUUGUUUUUAAAGCCUGAAAUAUUUUCUUACUGUUAUGAUUUUUAAUAUAAUGAACAAUGAGAGAAGUUCUCUGUUACAUUCAAAAUUGUACUUUACUACUUUAUUCAGGAGAUAAAAUCACUUUGCAAGUUAAGUUUGUAUAUGAAAUAAAACGUGAUCACUUUCAAAAUGCAGCUUAGAACAAAUCAAUAUUGUGGUGAAAGAUAUUCUGUGAUAAGUGAAUGUACUGUAUUGAAAUUUACUUUAAUAAAAGUAGAAAAUUAUUAUCAAAAAAUAUAAUUCAAGUACCAUCAAGUGGAAAUAUUAAAUCCAGAAUGACCCUUUUAAAAUAUUAUAUAUUAUAUCAUUGGAUUAUAUUACUGUGUGAAUUGCUUUAAUUUGGCAGCUUUAUAUAGAGUUUGGUGGAUCGAAAUUUCAAAGUUCUAUCUCAACUUAAAAUUUUGAUGUAGCCUACUUAUUAUUAACUUGAGUUUUUUCUGAUGUUUGGUACUUAAUGCUUCUGCUCCACUAAAUUUCUGAGGCAAAUAUCGUACUUUAUACUUCACAAUAUCUGUCAGACAUACUCUGUAUAGUUACUAGUUACUAGUUUUUACAGAUUAAACUACCCAGAAAUAUAUGAAAUAAAUCAAACUACCUUCUCCUCCAGCAGCUACAACAUGAAAAUGCCAUGUAAACAUUACAAUGAAAGACUGAUACCCCUCUCACUCUGCUGUGUAAUGAAUAUUUUUACAUUUUGUUUACAACAUGUAUGUUCUCUUACUUAUGUCACUUUUUGAAUUCAGUACAGUAUUUUUUCAGUACAGUAUUUCAAGUUUUACUUCAAUAAAAUCUGAAUAUCUCUUCCACCACAUAAAACAUUGAUGAGUAUAUUGAGUGUUAUUAAUCUGCAAAGUAGCUAAAAUUACCAAAUACAUGUGGUGGACUGUACUGUAACCCCAUCUUUUAGAGGUUCAUAUGCUACUAAAACACUUAUGUUGUGGGGACAAUGUUAUCGCCGGCUGGAUUAUGUUUUUUUGCUCUUGCUACAUAGCUAACGUUAGCAUUAACAGCUGUUUAC
Seriola dumerili (greater amberjack) is the source of this 2749-nucleotide messenger RNA. Its product is annotated as hexokinase-2-like. The transcript has 11 exons. Gene Ontology annotation, cellular component: mitochondrion; cytosol. Lineage: Eukaryota; Metazoa; Chordata; Actinopteri; Carangiformes; Carangidae. The record is from RefSeq and is a predicted model, not a curated record. Gene Ontology annotation, molecular function: ATP binding; glucokinase activity; mannokinase activity. The coding region runs from base 103 to 1605 and encodes 500 amino acids. Gene Ontology annotation, biological process: glycolytic process; intracellular glucose homeostasis; glucose 6-phosphate metabolic process.